CCUAGGUUAGGAGAGAACACAGAAGGGCUGCCUUAUUUCAACUGUCCAACAGUCUACCACAUCCAUCAUAAAACAAGAGUACAAAAACAGACUGUUUUUCAGACUGCUGACACCUGACAUUAUAUAAUAUUAAUAGAAACGAAACCAAAGUGGGGCUUCUAGGAGAGGCAAGGGAAGUAAAACAUUAUAAAAUAGGGAAGGUAGAGUGUGGAAGAGUUAGAGGAGAUCGGGUCGAAUCACCAUGUUGAGAUUAAGCCUCUGCCUAGCCCUCCUGGCCUCCUGCGGGGCCAGCGAUCCUCUGUCGGGCUGGGUCCAGUCCCCCGGCUUCCCCCGGGGCUACAAGCCCCUAUCAAGGCUGGAGUGGAGACGGUGUGCCCCCAAAGCCCAGCAGCUCACCCUCAGCCUCACCCACCUGGACCUGGAGGACAGCCUGGACUGUGAGAACGAUGCUUUGGAGAUCUAUUCAGACGGACAGAAGAUCGCCAGUCUCUGUGGCCGAAAGCCACUGGAAGAGCUGCAGUCCAGCGUGAGCCCCGACCUCAGGUCCUCGGCCGGGGGCUGCCUCUCCCUGACCUUUCGUUCCGACUUCUCCAACCCGGAGAGACACACCGGCUUCAGAGCCUUCUACACGGCCAAAGAUUUCGAUGAAUGCGAGCAUCCAUCAGGCCAAGAGUGUAGCCACUUCUGUCACAACUUUGUAGGAGGCUACUACUGUUCCUGUCGCCUUGGUUACAUUCUGGAUGAGGACCAGCACACAUGCACUGUGAGGUGCAGCCAGGAUCUGUCCGGGUCCCUGAAGGGCCGGAUCUCCAGUCCGUUCCGUCCGUACCCGGACAACAGCCGCUGCCGGUACACCCUGUCCGUGGAGCCCCACCUCCAGCUGCAGCUGGACUUCUCCGCUGCCUUCGACGUUGAGCAGGGUCCUGAUGGGGCCUGCAGGGACUCACUGACCGUUGAGACUCGUUCUGGGAUGCUGGGACCAUUCUGUGGUGCAGUGCCUCCUCCCAGUCCCUUACUCACACACUCAAACCACGUCGUCAUUCAUUUCAACUCAGACAACUACGGCUCCAACAAUGGGUUCACUCUCUUCUACAGGACCAAAGGCCAGACUUGUUUAGGAACAGUCACCCCCGAUUCUACAGUCACCCCCAUGCGUCAGGAGUAUCACUAUGGCGACAGAGUGACUGUCACCUGUGUCAUAGGUCGUCGAGCAAAUACACCUGAGGAAUCUCUCUCGCAUUAUGUUACAACGUGCCAGAAAACGGGCACAUGGAGUCCAUCCUACACCUGUGACUUUUUGACCUGUGACCUCCCAGACAUCGGCCAGGAUGUCCUUCAACUCAAACCCAAUCAAAUAAGCACUUUGUUUGGCGAUCAGAUUCAGUUUGAGUGCAGUUCCAGCUACUACAAUCUGGAAGGCUCUGACACGUACACAUGCGAUGCCAGUGGCGAGUGGGUAUCACUGGACGGGAGGAAGACGCUGCCAAGAUGCACUGAGGUGUGUGGAAAGACUGCAGAUGCUAGUUCGGUUACUGGCAGGAUUCUGGGGGGUAAAAUGGCCAAAGACGGGGAGAUCCCAUGGCAGCUCUCGGUGAAGGGCCGCGGGAUCGCGGGGGCCUCUCUGAUCGGGGACCGCUGGGCCCUGACGGCGGCCCACGUGGUGGACAAGAAUGAUGCUUUGACACUGUACGGCGGGGUGUUCAACCUGGCACAGACCCACCCCGGCGUCAGAACCAAUAACCUCCCCCAAGGUGAACCCCUGCCGGUGGAUUACAACCACGUCAUCGUUCAUCCCGGCUACACCAAGAACGUCCUCAGCAGCAAACGCCUCAACUUUGACAAUGACAUCGCUCUGAUCCGGCUGGCCUCCCGGGCGCCGUUGGGGCCGCGCCUGACACCCAUAUGUCUGCCUGAAGCCCAGGGGCCAUUGAUGGACGGCAUGCUGGGCUCUGUAGCGGGUUGGGGAAAGACGGAUAAUAGAAGCAUCAGUCAAAUACUGAGACACGCUCCCAUCUCAGUGAUGUCCUCUGCUGUCUGUAGGGACACUCCUCGAAUUGGGGAAGACUCCAUGCUUUUCACUCAGAACAUGUUCUGUGCCGGAGCGCGAAACAAGGACAGUUGCACUGGGGAUAGUGGGGGCCCGUUCUUUGUGCCGAGUUUGGGUGAGGGGAACAAAGGUGAGGCAGGGCCGUAUCGGAUUGAAGGCAUUGUUUCAUGGGGAGCUAAUUGUGGGGACCGGCAAUUCAAAGGUUAUUAUACUGCGGUGAGGAAUUAUGUGGGCUGGAUCCGCGAGACAAUGCAGAAAGUAGAGGAUGAAGAAAGGAAGAAUAUGAAGAAGCUGCUCUGUGUGUUGGGGUGUGAGUGUGUGCCUGUGGCGGAUGUCGUGUGGCCCAACCACGGGAUGAUCCAAUCCCCCGACUUCCCUCAGCCGUACGGCCCAGACCUGCUAAAGCGCUGGGACCUCCGUGUUGCCGACGGUUACCAGAUCCAGCUCACCUUCACACACAUGGACAUAGAGCCUACUCAAGACUGCAGUUACGAUGCUCUAGUGCUUCUCUCGGAUGAUAAAAAGUUGUUGGGGAAGUUCUGUGGCCAGGAGGAUUCCCCCGAUGGGAAUCAUCCCGGCAACCAGCACAUCCUGUCACCUGGCAACAAGAUGUCCCUGGUGUUCCAAACGGACAACACUAACUCUGAGCCGCACAUCGGCUUCUCGGCUCACUACCAGGCCAUGGACAACGAUGAGUGUGCACUACUGGAUCCGGACUCAGAGCCACUCUGCUCCCAAAUCUGUCACAACACCCUGGGCUCGUACCUCUGCUCCUGUCACCAUGGCUUCGAGCUACGCCCAGACCAACACACCUGUAUGGCCUCCUGCGUCGGGGGAGUAUUUUCCGAACUCACGGGUCAUCUGUCCAGCCCGGGGUUCCCCGACGCCUCCCUCCGUAAACUGGACUGCCGGUACCUCAUCUCAGUGGAGCCCGGCUUCACCGUCACCCUGAACUUCACCUCCACCUUUCACAUCGAGAGCGUCGAGGGGGAGGAGGGCUCGAGCUGCUUGUACCAUUGGUUAGAGGUGACGGUCCAGGACCAGCAGCCUGUGCGGCUGUGUGGGGAUCAGAGUCCAGGACUCAUGGUCACCAACUCAAACAACGUCACUCUGGACUUCCACACAGACUCGGAGGGAGUGAGCGAUGGCUGGAGCCUGCACUACAGCACCGAGAGGGUGAGCUGUCCGUCUCCGGGUAGCUUGACCCACGGCAGGGUAACACCGGCCUUCAACCAGUACCUCUACAAAGACUACAUCCACAUCCGCUGUGACCAGGGAUACAAACUAAUGAUGUACGGUCGAGAGAUAGACAGCUCAGUUAUCCGGUGUCAGAGCAAUGGACAGUGGCACCUCCCUCUCCCCGAGUGCCAGAUCAUCGAUUGUGGGAAGCCUGAAGAGUUGCUGAAUGGCGGAAUCAAAUAUCUAUCUGGCUCGGACUAUCAGCACCUCUCUGUGAUCCAGUACCACUGUAAUGAGCCUUAUUACAAUCUGGUGGGAGGAGUGGAAGUGAGUUUUACAUGUACAGCAGACAGAAAGUGGCGCGACAACAAUGAUGUCCCUGUAGUUCCAGUUUGUCUACCAGUUUGUGGGAAGCCGACCGCGCGGGCGGGUCAGGCUGGGAGGAUCCUCGGGGGCAAGUUGGCUCUCCCCGACACUUUCCCUUGGCAAGUGCUGCUGAACGUCAACGGACGGGGAGGGGGCAUCGUGAUCGGGGACCGAUGGGUAAUGACAGUAGCGCAUAACCUCGUUCACAACGGCGUACAAGUAAACAAAGAUCAAGUUAUAGUUCGGGGAGGACACAUUGAUGUUAAUGAAUUGAUAGAUAGAGCAGCAGCGAGUGUCGCCUCUCUCCAUGUCCAUCCUGGUUACGACAACCCAAAUCACAUCAACUAUGAUAAUGACAUUGCCUUGAUCAGACUGCAAAAUCGGAUAACGUUUAAUUCCUCAAUUAUGCCGAUCUGCUUGCCACCAGAUGGCGCCACUUACGUAGACGGCGUUAUGGGACUAGUCUCGGGCUUUGGGGUUUCACAGAAAGACGGAACAUCCAUCCUCAGCAACAAGCUGAUGUUUUUCAGUACUCCCGUCGUCAACCAGCAGACGUGCAUCCGAUCGCUGGCAGGUGAGAGCCAACGGCUGACGGACAACAUGAUCUGUGCGGGUUUGCCCGACGGCAAGAGCGAUGCGUGCCAGGGAGACAGCGGCAGCGCGCUGGCCAUCAGCCAGGGGGACAUCUACACCGCCGCGGGCAUCGUCAGCUGGGGCAUCGACUGCAACACCCGCGGGAAAUACGGAGUCUACACCAGAGUGGUCAACUAUCUGGACUGGAUCAAAAAGACCAUGGACGACAACGACAUAUAAUAAAGCAUGUCUUGCUCUGA
Molecule: messenger RNA, 4425 nt
Organism: Gadus macrocephalus (Pacific cod)
Lineage: Eukaryota; Metazoa; Chordata; Actinopteri; Gadiformes; Gadidae
Exons: 23
Coding region: 242-4405 (1387 amino acids)
Biological process (GO): proteolysis
Molecular function (GO): serine-type endopeptidase activity; calcium ion binding
Source: RefSeq, a predicted model, not a curated record